Miscanthus lutarioriparius is the source of this 339-nucleotide messenger RNA. The record is from the annotation of a GenBank genome assembly. Lineage: Eukaryota; Viridiplantae; Streptophyta; Magnoliopsida; Poales; Poaceae.
AUGGUGAAGGGACGGCAGGGCCAGCGAGUCAGGAUGUACGUGCGGGGCACGAUCCUGGGCUACAAGCGCUCCAAGUCGAACCAGUACGAGCACACGUCGCUGCUGCAGAUCGAGGGCGUCAGCACCAAGGAGGACGUGGCGUGGUACGGCGGCAAGCGGAUCGCCUACGUGUACAAGGCCAAGACCAAGAGCGACGGCACCGCCGUCCGCUGCAUCUGGGGCAAGGUCACGCGCCCGCACGGCAACUCCGGCGUCGUCCGCGCCAAGUUCCGGUCCAACCUCCCGCCCAGCUCCAUGGGUAAGAAGGUCCGCGUGUUCAUGUACCCCAGCAGUGUUUGA